AUGACUCGGCUGUCCAACCUGUUGCUGCUGUGCGUGUUUUCGCUGGCCGGGGCUCAGAUUGAGCUGGCAAAAAAUUACGUCUGCACCGAUGACUUUUGCGAUAACUAUCGCGAAAACAGUCAAUGCGACACGCUGAAGACGGCUUGUCGGGCGCAAAAUUCCACCCAUAAUGGCAUCAUUUUCCCGUCCGCAACGCCCUGCUCCUGCUGCCAGACGUGCGUCGAGAAUCUGCGUCUCGGCGACGACUGUUCCGUGGGUGGACUGGGCUAUCCGGUGCCGGCGGGCAUCUGCGGACCGGGACUGUACUGCAAGGUGGGCGAAGGGGACGAACAUCCGACCUGUCAGCCGAUGCUGGAAUCAAGCAAAUGUUUCACCGCUCAGAAGGAAUACGAUGAUCAACGGGAGGCUGGCCUCAUUGGCCAUUUGAUGCAGCGGCCGGAGUGCGACGGUGAUGGAAACUUCCAACCAGUGCGCUGUAUACCGGGUCAGACAUGCUUCUGUGUCGACGAUGAAGGGAACAGGAUCUUUGGGGAGGCCGUCCAUACCGCCAACAUACAGAUAUCGAUGAGAUGUGAAUGUUCCCGACUGGCAGCGAAGGCUCGCAAACUGCUUAACUCUCAGUAUCCGGUGCUGAGUGCCCGGUGCGACUCGAAAGGAUCCUACGAUCAGCUGCAGUGCGUCGGCGAUAUGUGCGUCUGCGUCGACAUGCACACCGGCCAGCCGACGUCCGAUCUGCGGAACGUCACCAAGGGGGUUUCCAUUCUGCCGUGCUUUGACAAGCGGCUCCACGAGAACUUCACCUACCUGCGGGACUGCGAAACCGUGAAGCUCGCCCAAAUCUACGACAUCGUCGAGUUCACCGACCACGACUUCAACGUGCUCGAGUUCGACCGUGACGUGUGCCAACCGGACGGUUUCUACGAUCGCAUUCAGCUCCAUCCGACCGGCGGCUACCAGUACUGCGCGGACAAGGACGGCGCCAUGAUCGAGAACUUCCAGGCACCGCGGAACACGCGCCUCGCCGCGACCAUGAACUGCAAGUGUGCCAAGGCGAGGAAGUUGCUGCUGGAUAGCAAAAGUCUGGAGGUUCCCGAAUGCUGCCCCAAUGGUAACUACAAAAGUUUGGCGUGCCGUCGCGGAGAGUGCUACUGCGUCGACGAGGAUGGAGGUCAGGUUGGGAUCGAGCGGCCGGAAAAGGACAAACAGAAGCUUCCGUGCUACAACGGGGGAGAUUAUUGUCCACUCGGAUGAGACUCAACAAGUGCCGGGUAGUAAAAGUUACGAACGUCGCGAAUUCGUCCCGUUGUUUGCUUGAAUUUCAAAAGAACCUUCCGGUGAAGUCAUAUUUUGACACGUGUCAAACAUCCGAAGGUCUCCAGGGUG
Molecule: messenger RNA, 1383 nt
Organism: Anopheles coustani
Lineage: Eukaryota; Metazoa; Arthropoda; Insecta; Diptera; Culicidae
Product: thyroglobulin-like
Exons: 7
Coding region: 1-1251 (416 amino acids)
Biological process (GO): cell-matrix adhesion
Cellular component (GO): basement membrane
Source: RefSeq, a predicted model, not a curated record